AUUCUGAUCGUUUUCAGCCUUUCCACAGAGUGAAUUGUUUAUUUAUCAUGUUCAAACUAAAGUGUAAGUUUUUGAAUUAAUAAUUGUUUAUCGAAAGGUGUUUGACGAUUCUGUAAUGUCGUUAUUUCCCGCUUACAAUAAUCAGUCCGACAAUUCAUCGAAAGAUGAAUCCAUUCAGCAAUCUUCCUCUUCAGGCUACUCUUGGCUGAAUAACUCCAGUUUUGCACAUGUUGAGCAAUCUUUGCUUCAAGAAACAACAAAAAAUGCAUCUUCAAGAGAAGAUGAAACUGCCAGGCAUAAAAUUGAGGAAAAGAUAAAACCUCAAUCUGAUGUUUGUAAACAUGAAAGUAACAAAUCUGACAUAUCGUCAAGAAAACAUAGAACAAAGCACAAGAAACACAAGAAGAGUAAAACUGAAAAAUCAAGCCGUCGGAAUAAACAAGUGAGAUAUUUGAAACGAUUUGAAGCCAAGGACUUGAAAGCAUUAAUUAAGGAGGAUGACGAAUUUUAUGAAGACCGACGCAGGGAGCUUGGUAAUCACUCGGUUGACACUCUUCACCGUCCGGCUAUACCUAAAUAUGACUGCCCUAGAACGUAUUACUCUGUCAAACAGACCAAACGUCGUGCGGAGAAAAGCAGAAAAGGACGAUACUUCCAUUUCGAUUGGGGCAAAGUAGAGAGUGAAAAUUUCUUCUGUGGAUCUCGAAAUGAAGAUUCUUGUGACCGAAAUGAUUCUGUGAUAACUGUCAAGUCAGAAGAAGAAAUUCUGGAACGAACUUCUCGAUUUAAUAAACAGCUGGCAGAAGAGCCUAAUAAUGUAGAUUUGUGGAUGCAAUACAUCAAAUUCCAGGAUACCACUUUGAAAUACCAACCGGUGACGGCGAGCUUUUCUUCGGCUCGUAAAAAAUUGGCCAUAGCUGAUAAGAAAUUGGCAAUUGUGGAGAAGGCUCUGAGUUUGAAUCCUCUCUGUGAACAGCUGCUGAAAGAGAAGAUGCAUUUGGCUGAGCUCGUGUAUCCACCUGGAAAAUUGAAACAAGAAGCACUGGACAUGCUGAACAAGGAUCCGACCAAUGGAGUGUUGUGGCGGUGUGUAAUUCAUAGCAGCCAGUACAGUCUGGCCCAGUGUACAGUGCCCGGCACGCAGUUGGCCUAUGCGCAGGCAUUGGAGCGUUUACACCAUGCAAGGCGCGGGUCAACUCAGGAGAGCGGUGCUAGGAUAUCAACUAGUAUGAUUGAGUUGUUGUUUGAAUGCAUGCUGUUCAUGCGUCAGGCUGGUCUGUGGGAGCAUCUUCUCACUCUCAUAAGGCUCUCUCUCGAACUCAACCUCGCCGUCCCGGGUUCGUCUACAUUCAACUUUAACAUCACCAUUCCUGAGCAACAAAUACGAGAUUUGGAAGACACUAUUCUGCAGAGCGGCCUACCGAUGCCGGCAAUAUGGCUGCGAGUGGAGCGAGUGCGCGAGCUCUGCUAUUGGCUGCCAGUGUUACAUGCAGCAGCCAAUGAGAGCGACGCAAUCGACCCGCAGCGAAUUGUGUUCGCCAAUGACGUGUCAAACCUGCUGCAUCCAAUCACAGACGCCUCACUCAGCUUGCAGUCUGUUGUGAUGACUCUGGUGAUACUCAAAGUGCCCCUUCUGCCCAUGAGCGACUCGGCGGUGAGGCUAUUGCAGCUCGAUAGGAUUCCCAGCGCGUUCGAUUUGGUGGAACAAGUGCUGGUUGCUUAUUAUCCUGCUGGACUGGUUCAAGCUGAAUUUGAACAAUAUGUCUCAGCUGUUGACGGCAUACCGUUGCCACCCAAUCACAAGAAGGCGUUGAAAGCGUUCAGCAAAGGCCUGCUGAAGAAGCCCGAGUUUCGCGAUGACUUGUGCCUGUACUCGGAGUACGCACUGGUCGAACGAGAUGUGGGCAAUCUGGAUUCGGCGUUGCAUGUCCUGCAAACGGCGUCCAAACUGCGUAAAUAUAUGCCUGACAAUGCUGCCUACAGCCAGCUGCAUCGAAAUCUGGUCGAAAUUCUGCUGAGAGCUGAUCCAGUCAACAAUAGGCAGAAAGCGGUGGAUCAGCUGUGCAGUUUGGUUUCAGCUCCUGAUGUAACUUCGGCCGCUGACAAAUUUCAUCACGCCACCAUUGAAGUGAUGCUGAAAUUGGAGAAAGAGGGAGAUAUUUGCAGAAAAUGGCGGCUGGAAGAUGUUUUGAGGCCACACUAUUCAGUCGAGUGGACGGCCUGCCAUGCUUACUUUCUCUUUCUAACUCACACCGUUUGGGUGUCGGCUGCUUUUGUCGAAAAAACGUUGGAGCGAAUUCUACCUCAAGCCAGGCCUGCCACUGUAGGGAUGUACAUCUGUGAAGGUCUUUAUGAGAUACUCAUCGACAUUCUACAUUUCCAUUGUGUUCAGUCCCUCUCGUCAUUCGCUGUACUGCAGAAAGCUGCAUACAAGGCGCAUGCUAUUUUUCCAAACAAUAUACACAUUCUACAUGUGAUGGGGUUGAUUGAGAAUGUGACAGAGGCGAGUCUGUUGGGAAUGAUUGUGGAUAAGGAUCUCUCAUGGAAUGCCCAUACUGACAGACUGGCGAACAGAAUCAGUAGCAGUUUAUUUGUUCUGCGAAACAUAGUCAAAGGGAUGUACAUCUGUGAAGGUCUUUAUGAGAUACUCAUCGACAUUCUACAUUUCCAUUGUGUUCAGUCUCUCUCGUCAUUCGCCGUACUGCAGAAAGCUGCAUACAAGGCGCAUGCUAUUUUUCCAAACAAUAUACACAUUCUUCAUGUGAUGGGCUUGAUUGAGACAAACGCAGGUGGCAGCGCUGGUAGUCCCUGGUGGAAACUCACUUCAGUUUUCACAUCCUCCCACUCGAUUUUUGCCAAACUUUUCCUGAUUUUCAUUUGCCGCGCGCGCAUUGCGCGUGCUCAAAAGCUAGCCACGAUCGGCAGCAAUCAGCUGAUUGAAGCGAGCGGCGGCUAUCAGCUGAUCGAAGCGAGCGGCAGCAACCAGAUGCGCUGGCUGUUCAAUCAGCUGAUGAGCGAUGAUCAGCUGAUUCGGUGUCCGCUGUUCUGGCGGCUGUGUUUGCAGUUCAGCGCGCUGCAUAGGGACAGCGACGAGAUACGCAAAACGUUCUACAAGGCGGUCGAGGAAUGUCCUUGGGUCAAGGCAAUCUACAUGGACGCAGUUCAGCUUCUACCGGAAAAUCUGCAAGAAAUUCAAGACUUGCUGAUUGAAAAAGAACUGAGAUUGCAUAGUCUCUUGGAUGAAUUGGAAAUCUUGAGGACUGAUGCUGUUUGAAAAGAACAUAGAAACUCUAGUGCGUAAGUUACGGAAGCUAAUGUGAUAAUUCAAUAAUUUUUAAAAAGAUCAUAAUUCAUUGUACAGUGUAUUUGUCGUAUAGGUAUGUAAGUA
This is a messenger RNA of Nilaparvata lugens (brown planthopper), 3388 nucleotides long. RefSeq lists its product as uncharacterized. Gene Ontology annotation, cellular component: catalytic step 2 spliceosome. Gene Ontology annotation, biological process: regulatory ncRNA-mediated post-transcriptional gene silencing; negative regulation of RNA catabolic process. The transcript is spliced from 17 exons. Lineage: Eukaryota; Metazoa; Arthropoda; Insecta; Hemiptera; Delphacidae. The record is from RefSeq and is a predicted model, not a curated record. The coding region runs from base 116 to 3274 and encodes 1052 amino acids.